Messenger RNA from Tilletiaria anomala UBC 951, 2694 nucleotides. RefSeq names its product DNA repair helicase. The record is from RefSeq and is a predicted model, not a curated record. Gene Ontology annotation, biological process: transcription by RNA polymerase II; positive regulation of mitotic recombination; nucleotide-excision repair. The coding region runs from base 216 to 2681 and encodes 821 amino acids. The transcript has 10 exons. Gene Ontology annotation, molecular function: damaged DNA binding; DNA helicase activity; hydrolase activity, acting on acid anhydrides, in phosphorus-containing anhydrides. NCBI's taxonomy places the organism in Eukaryota, Fungi, Basidiomycota, Exobasidiomycetes, Georgefischeriales, Tilletiariaceae. Gene Ontology annotation, cellular component: nucleus.
GCUCAGUCCGAGCUACCAGCACUGAUACUUGCUGCGGUCCGAAAGACUUCCUGUAGACCGAGCCCCAAAAGCAGUUCCGUUACCCUGGCGCAGCGUGCUGGACCUGAAACAACUCGGUUGCCGAAUGGUGUAGUGAGUCGGCGACGAGCGCAGCAGAAACGCAGCGUACUGUGGCACACGACCUUCUUAUUCGCAUCGGCUCGAUCAUUGCAAAAAUGAAGUUCUUUAUCGACGACCUGCCAGUCAUAUGGCCUUAUCCACGCGUCUAUCCCGAGCAAUAUGCAUACCUGUGCGAUUUGAAACGCACGCUUGAUGCCAACGGGCACGGCGUGUUGGAGAUGCCUUCGGGCACGGGUAAAACUGUGACCCUUCUCAGCCUGAUUGUGGCAUAUCAACUACAUUACCCCAACCGACGGAAACUCAUCUACUGCUCGCGAACGGUGCCAGAGAUCGAAAAGGCGCUAGCAGAGCUGAAGCGCUUGUUCGAGUAUCGCGCCGAAUAUACCGAGAAUGGCGAAGCAGAAGACUUGCUGGCGAUCGGGCUGACGUCGAGGAAGAACCUCUGCAUACACUCUGAUGUUUCGCGAGAACGCCGGGGAAAAGUGGUAGACGCCCGGUGCCGUGACAUGACGUCCGCCUGGGCAUGCCAAAAAGGUCGAGAGAACCCUGACAGCGGUGUACAGCUGUGCGAGUACCAUGAAGAGCUUGGGACCCGCGAGCCUGGACAGCUCAUCCCUCGCGGAGUAUGGACACUCGAGGAGCUCAAAGCAUACGGUCAGGACCAAGGAGUUUGUCCUUAUUUCGCUUCUCGCCGCAUGAUCCCAUUCGCCGACAUCUUGAUCUGGAGUUUCCACUAUGUUCUAGAUCCCAAGAUUGCGGAGCAAGUGGCCAAGGACAUUUCAAAAGAUGCAAUCGUCGUUUUCGACGAAGCGCACAACAUCGACAAUGUCUGCAUCGAGGCGCUCUCCAUCGACCUAACGCGACCUAUGCUCGACGCGGCGUACCGAAACAUCAACAGCCUUGCGGACAAAGUCGAAGAGGUCAAGCAAUCGGACGCAGACAAGCUGCAGAAAGAGUACGAGAAGCUUGUCAAUGGCCUGCAGAAUGAGCAAGGGGAGGAUCGCGACGAGGCAGAGAACUUCAUGGCGAACCCAGUUUUGCCGCAAGAUCUGCUGCAAGAAGCGGUGCCGGGGAACAUCCGACGUGCGGAGCAUUUCGUUGCUUUCCUCAAGCGCUUUGUUGAGUACCUCAAGACGCGCAUGCGCGUCCUCCACGUCGUCGCCGAGACGCCGCCUUCGUUCUUACAGCAUCUCAAGGAAACCACGUUUAUUGAGCGCAAGCCGCUGCGAUUCUGCGCCGACCGCCUGCGCAUGCUUGUCUCCACGCUCGAACUGACGCGGUUGGACGAAUACUCAGCGCUGUCCAAAGUGGCAUCGUUCGCCACACUUGUCGCGACGUACGACAAGGGUUUCCUGCUUAUUCUGGAGCCUUUUGAGACGGACAAUGCGACAGUGCCGAACCCGAUCUUCCACCUGACUUGUCUGGAUGCUUCGCUGGCCAUCGCGCCGGUGUUUGAGCGCUUCAGCAGCGUCAUCAUCACCUCGGGUACGAUCUCUCCACUGGACAUGUACCCAAAGAUGCUCAAAUUCGACACAGUGGUGCAAGAAUCGUACACCAUGACGCUGACACGCCAGUGUUUCCUCCCGCUCGUCAUCACGCGCGGCAGCGACCAGGUCGCGAUCAGCUCGCGCUUCGAAGUGCGCAACGAUCCUGCUGUUGUACGCAAUUUCGGCCAGAUCCUCAUCGAUUACGCCAAGUGCAUCCCCGAUGGUAUCGUCGCUUUCUUCCCAUCAUAUCUCUACAUGGAGUCGAUCGUCGCUGCGUGGCACGAUAUGGGCAUCCUCGAGGAUGUCUGGAAGUACAAGCUGAUCUUUAUUGAGACCCCAGAUGCGAACGAAACAUCUGUAGCGCUGGAGAACUACCGCCGUGCAUGUGACAAUGGCCGUGGCGCCAUCCUGCUUUCCGUCGCUCGUGGCAAAGUCAGUGAAGGGAUCGACUUCGAUCACAACUACGGAAGGGCUGUCAUCAUGUUCGGCGUGCCGUACCAGUACACUGAGUCACGCAUCCUCAAAGCUCGACUGGAGUUCCUGCGCGACAAUUUCCGCAUUCGAGAGAAUGACUUCCUCACUUUCGACGCCAUGCGUACGGCGGCUCAGUGCGUUGGUCGCGUAUUGCGAGGGAAGACAGACUACGGGCUCAUGAUCUUUGCAGACAAGCGCUUUGCCCGCACGGACAAGCGAAACAAAUUGCCAAAGUGGAUCGCACAGCAGAUCACAGAGGCGCACAGCAACCUGUCCACUGACAUGGCCAUGGUCGAGUCCAAACUGUUCAUUCGGCAGAUGGCACAGCCGUAUCCUGAGGGCAAGGACGGGAUCAGCCUGUGGACGCUGGAGGACAUUGAGCAGCGACAAGCGAAAGAACGAGAACAUUUCGAGCGCCUGCUCGAAAUGGAUGGGCACAUCGAUGCGGAUCAGCUGGACGACAUUCAUGAUCUGCUGCUCGAUACUGAGCAGGAUGGCAAAAAUGCGGAGCCGGCCGAUGGCGGCGUAGAGCGGGACGAAUUUGACGAGGAGUUUGGAGAGGGGGACGACCUUGCAGCUGACAUGAUGGUUGACGAUUGACAGAGCAUGGCCC